Messenger RNA from Elaeis guineensis (African oil palm), 2207 nucleotides. RefSeq names its product zinc finger protein CONSTANS-LIKE 9. Gene Ontology annotation, molecular function: protein binding; zinc ion binding. NCBI's taxonomy places the organism in Eukaryota, Viridiplantae, Streptophyta, Magnoliopsida, Arecales, Arecaceae. The record is from RefSeq and is a predicted model, not a curated record.
AUGAGCCCUUUGGGCCCCGCCAAACCCCACCCUUCCUCAUCUCUCCCCCCCCACCUCUCUCUCCCUUGCUCCCAUCCUCUCUGUAGCUUGGCAAGAGGGAGACUGGAAUUCUUCUCCUCACCUCUAGGGUUUGAAGCCGAACUGGCACGAAGAAGGGAAAAAGGAGCUUCCUUUUGAUACAGGUUGGAGAACUUUUCUAAAGCAACACAAGGAGUAAUACUGCUGGUUUGGCCACUUAUCUGGUUCCAGAAAAGGAAGCAUGGGUUCUCUUUGUGAUUUCUGCAGGGAGCAAAGAUCUAUGGUGUACUGCAGGUCUGAUGCGGCUAGCUUAUGCUUGUCAUGCGACCUCAAUGUUCAUUCUGCAAAUGCACUUUCUAGACGUCACUUUCGCUCUCUUCUAUGCGAUAGAUGCAUUUCGCAACCAGCCAUAGUUAGGUGCAUUGAAGAAAAUGUUUCACUUUGCCAAAACUGUGAUUGGAAUGGGCAUGGUGGUUCGGCUUCAUGUCAUAAAAAGCAGACAAUCAAUGGCUACUCAGGAUGCCCAUCAACAGCGGAACUUUCGAGAAUUUGGUCCUUUGUGCUGGAGUUUCCUCCCAUGGUAGAUUCUAACUGUGAACAGGGGAUGGGCUUGAUGAGCAUCAAUGAUAACAGUGUCAGUAACACAGGCAAGAUGGAUGAUAUGGAAUCUGCCAAUAAGCUCAAUCCUUGGAUUGGUUCAUCUUCAAUAUCUGCAGUGAAUCCUAUGGUAUGCACUGCAGAUCAGCCAGCAGGUUCAGUGGAUUCAACUACUCAUAAGCUAUACUCUACCGGGACAAAGGAUCUUAUCUGCAAGGAUGACUUCUAUGAUGAUUUCAACAUGGAUGAUGUUGACUUGACUUUUGAGAAUUAUGAAGAACUAUUUGGGGCAUCUCAUAGUAAUGCUGAACAGCUUUUUGAUGAUGCAGGAAUUGACAGUUUUUUUGAAUUGAACGAAAUACCAGCUGUCAAUUCCAACUGCCAGGGUGAAUUUGUUGCAGAGGCUGAAUCUAUGCAAGCAGCAUUUAGCAAUGCAGUAUCUGCUGAUUCUGUGAUGUCAAAUCCUGGAAGUAAAGCAGAUCCUAACCCGUAUUUCCCAGCAAGGCAAGCUUGGUCCGGUCUAUCUCUUUCCUUUUCUGGUUUGACUGGUGAAAGCAGUGCUGGAGAUUGUCAAGAUUGUGGGAUGUCAUCGAUGCUUUUUAUGGGUGAGCCACCUUGGUGCCCUACUGGUCCAGAGAGUUCCUCAUACACUCCGGCUAGCAGGGACAGUGCUGUGAUGCGUUACAAGGAAAAGAAGAAGGCACGCAAGUUUGAGAAAAAAAUUAGGUAUGAAUCUAGGAAAGCAAGGGCAGAUGUCAGGCGGCGUGUGAAGGGACGGUUUGUUAAGGCAGGUGAAGCUUAUGAUUAUGAUCCACUCUGCUAGACAAGAAGCUAUUGAUAGCAACCCAACAUCAUACUUAGUGUAAGAGUUGCUUUCAGCCGAUAAAUAUUUUGGGAUACUCCAGACUGAUACAUACCAUUCCCUUGAAUUAAUAUGCCCAUCGGUUAAUCAAAAAUGAAAAAGGAGAAAAAAAGAAAAAGAAGAAGAAAGAAGAAAGAAAGUGGACAAGAGGAUAAAAAAAACAAAGGUUGCAAUAGCUGGCUCAGAAUUCUUGAAGUAGUCAUUCCAGAAAAAUUUGCUGAGGCAUGCAGCUGCAUCAUGGUCAACUCAGCUCCCUGAAGGCCCAGCAUUAUAGUAGUCUGUUCUUCCUCUUUUCUAUUUGAUGGAGCAUGCAUUUUCUAUAAUUUUGGACAACAAUGCAUUAAGCCACAAUUCCAGUACGUAUGAACAGGUAUCCAUUUUGGUUCGCCGGUCCUCCUUCCUAUCUCACGACCUCUUCAUCUUCUCCUCAUUUUUGCUGACUCCAACGGUGGAUCCAGUUUUUAUGCCUUGCCCUGUGCAGAGCACUCCUACCAACUUUGGCUUUACUUAAGAACUUGCUAAUUUCUUUCUUCUGUAGUCUGUAUACAGUCUGUUGUAACUGAGAGAGUUCCCUUUGUAUUUAUUCACAUCUGAAAAAGAAUUACUUAUGUAACUGAAGGCUUGGAAAAGCUGUAAAGUUGGUCUUUUUUUUCCUUUGACUAUAGAAAAUACUGUAAUUGAAGCUCUGUAGAUCUCUGUUAAUGCUAUAGCCUUGUUAUUCAUUUGUUUC